Chiloscyllium plagiosum (whitespotted bambooshark) is the source of this 3145-nucleotide messenger RNA. RefSeq lists its product as uncharacterized. Gene Ontology annotation, cellular component: endosome. NCBI's taxonomy places the organism in Eukaryota, Metazoa, Chordata, Chondrichthyes, Orectolobiformes, Hemiscylliidae. Gene Ontology annotation, molecular function: phosphatidylinositol binding. The record is from RefSeq and is a predicted model, not a curated record.
AAUUGUUUUCUCAACUCCCUUCUAAUCCUGUUACCUUUCACUUUAAGAGCACUCCCGAUUGAACCUGCUUCCACCACACGUUCAACGAAGUCGCCAGUGAACACCCGUGAUACGUUUUGUUUUUUGUUUGUGAAAGGGGGGCGUUUAUUUUGUUCAUGUCCCAUGAGUCAGCCAAUAGUCAAAGGGCUUUUUCUUUCACGGAGGCAGGUUCCGCGUCAGCUUGUGUUGUCUGAACGCGGACAUGUCUCCGAAACAGCUACUGGCUGGCCUCCUGUUUGUCGCUCCUUUUACCGACUGGAGCCCUGGCUUGCUGCUGAAUGUGCUGCUGCUGCUGGUUUUCAGCUGGUGGCUCCGUGCCCCGGUCACUGAAGGGAACACGGACCAGCUGGACCACAGGCCGGAUCGCGGGGACCAGGCAUUGUCUGAGACAACGGAGGAGCUGGUGGAAGAAGGACAACCUCAUGAUCAUGUGGAUGUACUUGAUGGCAGAGAGCAGAAUUCAAUUGUGCUUGAUCCAGGCCUUCGACAGUCCCUCAGGAAAGUGUUUGACUGCAGUUACUCACAGUUCAUCUUGUUAUGGUACAAUCCACCCGAACCCCGAGAUGAUCAGCCACUCUACCAAGUCCUGUUCCAUGAGUUUACCUCAGCUGUAGAUCAUGCAGUCUUGAAGAUCAGGAAUCUGGACCUCACCAGAAUAGAAAUUGGAUUGAUUCAAACACUUGCCAAGCAUUUGAAAUCUGCCAAGAAGGGAAAGGAGAGGGAGAAGAUGUUCCAAACUCGACAAGAGGAGGUCUUUUUCCUGAGGAAGGCUGCAGAAACCCUGAUGUGGAAUCUAGUUCCGGAUUCAUUGUGGAAAUUAAACACUUAUCAACAACUACUGAAGGAAGUUAUUGCACUGAAAGUUUUGGAGGAAGUGAUAAACAUGGUCUGUGAUCCGGAUUUUAUCAAUCAGACAUUGAUCAAAUUUCUGGAUAAAGAUUCAGGUGAAACUAAAGAAGUUAAAGACAUUGAAAACCCUCCCCAGAAAACGGGAGCAAGUAAUGAAAUCAAAAAUUGUAAUAUUCCUAAGGAAAACAAGAAAAAGAAAUCAUACAGAAAGGCAUUCAAUUCAAAGCUUUCAAAAAUAUUUAAGAGAUCCAAAAAGAAGGGUGCUGAAACCAGUUCAUCAUUUGGCCACACAGAUGAAGUUGAUGGAGAGUCUUGUUCUGAACUUGAAGCUGUUGACCAGAACUUUAGAUCAUUUUCUACUGAUGUGGAAGACAUCACGGAGGACAGUGUUGACGAUUCUGCAGAAGAAGAAGACAUCAAAUUUGCUGAUGAGAUGCUUGAAUGGCUGAAAGAAAACCUUCUUAUUACCACUGAAAAUGAAGAAUCAUCACUAAGAAACUGCAAGAUCACUAUUUCAAUGGUACUUUGGAACGAAAUAGAGAAUCCAACUUGUGUGAUAGACGUAGAAAACGUGCAAGUUGCAGAGGAAUGCUGGUCUAUUAAGAGAGAAUACCAUGAAUUUGAGGAACUUCAGAACGAACUCAGUAAGACAUUCGACACUUUGGUUGAAACAAAACUGCCAUCAAUCAAUUGUGUGAAACCUGACACCAUUGACGAUAAAUUCAAGGAAGCCAUUGAAUGUCAACUAAAUGGAUUUUUAAAGAAGCUGGUGACUGAAGAGUCCAUUUUGCAUAACGAGAGUACCCGCAAAUUCUUCUCGGCCAAUGAUGAGCUUCGGGAAUACUGGGGGCUACUAAAAUCUCUGUUCAACGAGGAUGAUGAGGUGAUUUGUGCAGCAAGUGAUACUUCAGAAGACCCAUGUAACACUGAUGUGGGUGAAGAUGAGCCUUUGGAAACAGAUCCAGAAAACACCGAUAUUUCGAACCAUAAGUCUGUAGAAUCACUACCUUCCAAAAUACUUAGUGAAGACUCUGAAUCAGAUUGUGGCUUCAGAUUGCUGUCAGGUACUUCUAAAAAGAAAGUUGCAGGUGGAUUCAGCAUUUCCUGCAGGAAGAGGAUAAAUGGACUAUCUUGGGGAAAGAUUCCACAAACUUCAGAGCAGACAGAAUGCCUCACGAAUGAGGUUCAGAAGCUCUUGGAAGAAUUGUUUUGUACAGAUGAUUAUUUUCUCAACAAAUUAUUUCUGAGAGCUGCAUUAAACUUUCUCCGGACAUACAAGAGGAAAUAUAUUCAGAAAAGGCUGGACCAGUUCUUCAGUAAGGAACAGAUGGUUCUGUAUGUGGACUGUCUCAGAGAGACAUUGUGGCCCAAUGGAAAACCUGCGGGGCCACCUCCAGUAAGAUCCCUUGAAGAGAAAACCUCUGCUAAAGAAAGAGCUGAGGAACUACUACAGGAGAAAGUUUCAGCUUUAAAAAUACCUUCAGCUUUUUUUCCUUUUAAAGAAAUUAUGCAACGUUUGUUACCCAUAUUUCAAGAUGUGGAAAUUAAUAAGAGACUUGUAUAUAACAUGCUGAAGUUUUUGUUGUCUGAAAUCACAACUGGGGUAAAGGAGUCAUGGAAACCUGAUGUGAUACCUUGUUCGAGAAGAUUAAAUGACAAUGAGCUAAAUGAUAAACCACUGUGAGAGCAACCAAAUUGGAAAAAAAAUUGCCUUGAAACAAAUGAUGAUAUUCAUAAACAAUGGAAAAUGUUAGGGGGAUGCUGUUCUUCUGCAGACUACAGAGGUUCCCCCAACUCAUUUGACAGCUUCACAAUGAAAUGACGAUGAAAUGUUUUAUAGAUAUUUUCUAAUCAAUCUGUUUACGGAUAUUAGAACACAGCUCUGGAGCAGGUGCUACUUGAGCCAGAGAUAGGGAUACUACACAAGUCCAUGAAAUGCUUUCCAAGCUUGUGGGAUUGGCAAAGCUUAUUCAUCAAUGAAUCCACUUCUGUGCCAGAUAUUGAUACAUGUAUCUUCCGGGUUUGUUUUUAAUACUUCAGGAUUAAUGACCACUUGUGACUCCAUACUGUUUGCUCUACAUUGGUAGACAAUCCACAAACACUUUAAACAUAGUGUUUACACAAAGAAUUGAGUUCUUUCUAAGGCAUGUUUUCAAGUCAGUUAAGCGGCAUGGUGGCUCAGUGGUUAGCACUGCUGCCUCUCAGCACCAGGGUCCCAGGUUCAAUUCUAGCCUUGGGCGACUGCCUGUGUGGAGUU